Molecule: messenger RNA, 1161 nt
Organism: Solanum verrucosum
Lineage: Eukaryota; Viridiplantae; Streptophyta; Magnoliopsida; Solanales; Solanaceae
Product: GDSL esterase/lipase At1g29670-like
Exons: 5
Coding region: 23-1108 (361 amino acids)
Molecular function (GO): hydrolase activity, acting on ester bonds
Source: RefSeq, a predicted model, not a curated record
UUUUAACUAUUCUUUUCCUUUAAUGGCUAAUACUGGCUUCAUUGUAUGGUUUGCGAAGGUGAUUACAUUGCUAAUUUGUAUGAAUUUAAAACCCUUGUUGGUAACAGGUGAACAACAGGUGCCCUGUUUGUUCGUUAUGGGAGAUUCUUUAUUUGAUAAUGGAAAUAACAAUAAUCUCCUCACUGCUGCAAAGGCGAAUUAUCCACCUUACGGAAUUGAUUUUCCUGAUGGUCCUACUGGUAGAUUCACCAAUGGCCGGAAUGUAGCAGAUUUCCUUGCUGAACUGUUGGGUUUCGAUAAGUAUAUUGAGCCAUUCGCUACUGUGAAGGGUGUGGAUAUGUUUAGGGGAGUGAACUAUGCAUCUGGUGCAGCUGGAAUUCUUGACGAAACAUCAAUUCAUGUGGGAGAUAGAAUCAGCAUGAAUAGGCAAUUGCGAAAUCACAACGUGACAAUUUCCCACAUGUCUACUCUGCUUGGAAACAAGACCUUAACUAAGGAGUAUCUAAGCAAAUGCAUAUACAUUGUUCAAAUGGGCAACAAUGAUUAUAUCAAUAACUACUUGCUGCCUCAGUUGUACUCGUCGAACCAUAUGUACAAACCAGAACAGUUUGCUUCAAUCCUAAUUCAGCAAUACUCAGAACAAUUAAAGACUUUGUACCUUUACGGAGCAAGAAAAGUUGUUGUCUUCGGUAAAGGAGGCAUAGGCUGUGUUCCAUCAGAACUCGAUUUGUAUGGGACAGGGGACUCUGUGUGCAUCAACUCUAUAGAUAGUGCAGUUCGAAAAUUCUCUGACAAGCUUAAACCAAUGAUCGAUGAUCUCAACAGUAAUUUGCCCAAUGCAAAGUUCAGCUACAUAAACUCUACAAGCAUUGCAGUACCAGAUCCUUCAUCCAUCGGUAUAACAAAACUACGUGAGCCAUGCUGCGAAAUUUCGGAAGGGAAGUGCAAACAUGGAGGAGGUGUAUGCAGUGAUAGAACAGCUCAUUAUUUUUGGGAUGGUUUUCACCCCUCAGAAGCUCCAAAUAAGGUCACUGCUGAAAGAGCUUACACUGCUCUUCUAUCCACUGUUGUCUAUCCUUUUGACAUUAGUCAGUUGUCUCAGCUCUAAAUAAUAUAGACUUUAGGGCUUGUUUAGUUAGGGAUCAAGUUAUCCAGGGAUUA